Molecule: messenger RNA, 1373 nt
Organism: Odontomachus brunneus
Lineage: Eukaryota; Metazoa; Arthropoda; Insecta; Hymenoptera; Formicidae
Product: 40-kDa huntingtin-associated protein-like
Exons: 7
Coding region: 423-1352 (309 amino acids)
Biological process (GO): vesicle cytoskeletal trafficking
Cellular component (GO): early endosome
Molecular function (GO): protein binding
Source: RefSeq, a predicted model, not a curated record
UCUUUUUAUAGCGUUUACUUUGAAAACGGUGUUCCUUGUUAGAAGAUUCGUAUAAUUCGGGACAUAUAUAUAUACACUUGUCUCACUGAAAUUAAAUUAUUUUAUUCUAGCCACACGGCGCAGUAACUUUUCUUAUCACUUAGCAUCUGUAUCUACGUUUACCGACCUAGCAUGGCAAUUUAUAACCUACUUGAGUGUAUGUAAUUUCAUAUAUAAUUGUUUAUCGUUUAAACUUUUAUUAGACUAAAUAAUAAACUAAAUAUAUUUAAUAGAAUUACACCACAUUUUUAAAGUUAAAUCCAAAUAAUCGUUCAAAUAAACAAUAAUGUUGAAGACGAGCAUUACACACAUAUAUGUAGACUUGUCAUGUAAACGUCAAAUAUGGAUUUCACCGAUCUAAUUCAUAGGUUGUAAAUUAAAAUAUGGCUCAUAGUAAUCAAAGCCAAGGAACAGGAGAACCAAUAGAUCUUUUAACAAAAUACCACAAUAUUUCGAAUAAAUUAAAAAAACGAUUUUUGAGGAAACCAAAUGUUGCAGAAGCAUGCGAUCAAUUUAGUGCUUUAGCUACUGAAUGUGAGCAGAAGGAAUUAUGGCAAUAUGCAGGAUUAUGUUGGCUAGCAGCUGCUAGAUGUCAAGGUACAUUGGAGAAUGUAUCUUCUGAAAUAAAUCUGUUAAUAAAAGCAGGAAGACAAUUUCUCACAGCUGAAAAGAAAGACAGUGAUAUAGGAUGUCCCUCUAUAGGUCAAGAAAAUAUACAGGCUGCUGUGAGUUGUUUCAGUCAUUCCAUGCUAAGAUGUACUAACCAACCAGGAUUUAAUACGAUAUCUGCUGGUUUAUCAGUAGAACUAGCAUUAGCAUUGGGUCCAAGUCCUGCUGGAAUUCAACAGCUACGUAAAGCAAUUGAUAUUUUUCCUACAUCCAAAGCUAUCAAUACUUUGGUAUCUUUCUACAUAAAUCAAGGAGAUUAUGUAGCGGCACUUCAAAUACUCAAUGAAUUUGUAGAAUUUGUAGAAGCUUGUGUUGUGGCUGGUGCCAGGGGAAACUAUAAUGCUAUUUUACAUAGGUGUGAAGUGACGCGAGUAUUGCUGCUACUCAUUCUUCAGCCAUCACCACAGAGACUAACACCCUCCCUCGCUCAAGUUCUCGAAAAAUAUGCAUGGAUAGAAGAAAAUGUGAACAAUGGUCUCAAUAUGAGCGAAGAUGAAUUAUUAUUACUGCAAUCGCUCGUAUUAGCGUGUCAGUCUCACGAUUAUCAAGCGGUAUUAGAACUGGAGAGCGAAUUGUAUCCUUACUUGGAUACGGAGCAAAAGGAAUUGUUACAUAAAUUGAUACAAGUACUAUCGACGCAGUAAAUAUGCAACAAGACAACCUGA